CCCUAGCUGCUGGUGGUGCUUAUUGUGGCCGCCAUUGCUGUUAAUGCUGUCCCUGCCACUCGCCAACAGAGCUUCGAGCAUCUGGUUCAACCCCAAGCAGGUUGCCGCUGCUGCAAUUUUGUUGGGAGGGUCCCCAAUCUCAGAUGUGGGCGAGUUUGCUGCGUGGAUGGCUGUUGCUAAAUUAUGGUGGUGAUGAGUGAAUUAUGAAUAUCAUGAUACGAUG
Messenger RNA from Linum tenue, 223 nucleotides. NCBI's taxonomy places the organism in Eukaryota, Viridiplantae, Streptophyta, Magnoliopsida, Malpighiales, Linaceae. The record is from the annotation of a GenBank genome assembly.